Messenger RNA from Saccostrea cuccullata (small rock oyster), 4041 nucleotides. RefSeq names its product general transcription factor 3C polypeptide 1-like. The annotation marks the transcript as partial. Lineage: Eukaryota; Metazoa; Mollusca; Bivalvia; Ostreida; Ostreidae. The transcript has 20 exons. The record is from RefSeq and is a predicted model, not a curated record.
AUUAGAAAACAGAGAAUGGACACAGAUUACAGAGCUAUCCUGACUGAGGAGGUUGCAUUGGAGGGACUGGAUGGCAUUACUCUGCAAGCAUUAUGGGUAAGACUGGAAAACCGGGUUAACUUCAAAAUGAGGCUGGAUGAGAAGAGUAGGGAAUUCCUGUGGUCCUGUUUGCUGUCCAUCCCGGAUCUGGAGUUCUACAAACUGGAAACUCCCCGGGGAAUCCUUACCGCAAAGCAGCCAAUCCAAAUUGACCCAGACUCAGGAGUUACAGUGGAUUUUGAUGUGGGAGAAGACUUGUAUCCAAUCAAAAUCAUCAAGAGUGAGGGCUCUGUGAUUGGCUCCUGUUCUACGUAUUAUAGUAGACAAUGUGUUACCAUGGAAAUAAAACCAAACGAUGAUUCUCAAGCUAGACCAACUGUGAAAGAGGCGGAGGAGAGAUAUGGUAACAGUCUGGUGAUUGUGGGCUCUCAGGAGCAGAGACUGACUGCUUUGUGUGGUGAAGAGCUGGACCCCAGUAGUCUGUAUAACAUGGCAGACAUCGGCUUCUGUGUACUGGAGAGGAUUGGCAGGUCUCGGAGGGCAGGGGAAUUGUCUGUUGGUGAAUCCAGUCUACAGGUCUUUAAUAUCCAACCCAAGUCCAUGUUUUACCACUCGCUGCGACUCAUCAAACUAGGCAUACUCAAAAAACAGAGCAUCACUGUGUACAACAAAAAGGGACAGAACUCCUUACGACGUUUAUUUCACCUGAGCCGAUUCUACCAUCAGUACCAGUCCAAGUAUACCAUACUAUCUAAUCUAGUGGUCAAUUACCUGAACGAUCAACCAAUGAAACGACAGGAAAUCACAAAAACCAGACAGGACUGUGGUAUAGAUCAAAAGAGUUUUAAGAAGCUGUACCAAAGCUAUCAUAAGAGGUUCCAUGUGUUUACUAUUCCAUAUAAUGAGAUGUAUCCAGACAGUCCCGAGAGUAACUGGUAUACCAGAAAUGCGGAUUUGAAAAUGGUGCGUGUGAUUGAGGUGUUAGAAGAAGAAAGUGAUGAAGAAGAGGAUGAGGAUGGAAAGAUAGAAGACAUUAAUGAAGAUGAGACAUAUUUUCCGCAAGUCUAUGAGAAAUCUAUCGUGCGACAAGCAAUGGAUUGUAUGGAGGCCGCGGGGGCAGAGGGCGUGUCACAAGGUCAGAUGAUGAAGAGGCUGUCGAUGGACAAUCUAGAGACGCGGAUGAUCCUACGUACCCUGGGACGACGCGGCGUGGUCACCUCACUGAUGACGGAGUCAGGAAAACAGAAGAAAAAAGUGAUGGUGUCUAGGUCUUUUGUCGGUGGAAACAAACUGAUAACUCAGAUUAAUCAGGAAAAAGAGAAACUGAAACAGUCUCUCCAGGACAUCAACAAGCAGGUCAAAGAAGAUCCAGAGAAAUCUAUAGAAGAAACUCAAACGGAAAUGGAGGACAAAGCUUCUAAAAAGAAGGACAAAGAAAAAACACCCAAGAAAAGUGAAAAAGAGAAAAUUGAUGAAGAAGUUCAGGGCUUAGUUCUUAACAUGAACACCCAGAAUAGGAACUUCAGAAACCAAGUCUUAUCGACAUGCCAUUUUGCACAUGCCGAGAGUUCCGAUAAAUACUUCCGGGUCAUAGAUGUUGAAAGAAUGAGGAUUUGUGCCAUUAAAGACUGCACAAGCAGCACUUACCAACUCAAAAAAUGGAAAAAGACAUUUUGUGAAGUGCACCAAUGCAACAGUGGUACAGGAUGGUGUGUGUGCCCUCCCCCAUUUGAUCUGAUACCCUUUCCAACAGAAAGAAAAGACCCCGAAUUAAGGGCAAAAUGGAUUAAAUUAGUUAAUCGACAGUUGAAACCUGGGAAAAAUUGGAAGCCUGAUGAUGACAGUAGAAUAUGUUCGAAACAUUUUGAAGGAGGCAAUCCUGUCCCAACAUUAAACCUUGGGUAUGAACUAACUAUGCCUUUAAAACUCAGGCCUCCCCCAAAGGAAAGACAGCCAUUAAUACAAAAAUCUAAGAAAUCUUCAGAAACCAAGGUUAAAACUGAUGAAAAUGAAAAUGUUGUCCAUCUAACAGAAGAUAAUUCAGUUACGUGUACAGUUCCUUUACAAUUUGAGCAUGAUUAUUGUGCAAAAUGUGUUUGUAAUGCAAACUGUGAGUGUUUAGGGUGUUUAGAGAAAUCUAAAAUGAUAAAUAAUCUUAGUUAUCAGUUGGAAAGAUUGCAAAUGGUCACGACAAAUGAAAGUAAACUCCAUGGAAAGAAGAAUGUGCACAAAAGGUUUACAAAAACAGAUAAAAAAGUAAGAGCCAACACUGGCCUUCCGAAUAAAUCAACUCUUCUGAACUUAUACAAAUAUUUAAAACCAAAAUCCCAUCGCCUGAGAUAUUGGGAGGGCUCUAAAAAAGUGAUCAGUACCAAAGUACCUCGUCGUUUCAAGAAAUCCCCAAAAAAGAGUGGUCCAGAGAAAAAACUUGGUGCACUUGAUGAGCUUGUUUUAACAUUAAUGAAACUUAGACUAGAUAUUAACUUUGAAUUUUUAGCCGAUUUAUUUGGAGUCUCUCAGGGUACAUGUUCAAAGAUUUUUAACACUUGGAUAAAAUUUCUGUCCAAAGAGUUAAGGCCUCUGAUCUUCUGGCCAGACAAAGAAAUUGUCAGAAAAUUACUACCACCAUCAUUAAUAAAACAGUACGCCAAACUUAGAUGCACAAUAGACUGCACUGAAGUUUUCAUUGAAAAGCCGAGACAUUUGGAACUACAAGCUCUCACGUGGUCCGAUUAUAAACAACAUAAUACAGUUAAAGUACUUAUUGGAAUAGCUCCUAAUGGAGCUAUUUCUUUCUUAAGUAAGUGUUAUGGUGGAAGGAUGUCGGACAGACAGAUUGUCCGUGAAUCAUCUUUUCUUGACUUAAUAGAUCCUGGCGACAUUAUCUUAGCUGACAGAGGCUUUCCAAUUCGAGAGGAACUUUUGCUCCGGUAUGCAAAUUUGGUUAUUCCACCUCCAGGAUCCGGCAUUCAACAAAUGACAAGAGAAAAUGUAGAAAAAACAAAAAGUAUUGCUAAUGUACGUAUCCAUGUUGAAAGAGCCAUCAACAGGAUCAAGUGGUUUGCCAUUUUGAAGAACACACUACCAAUUACUCUGGUUCCUCUUGUAGAUGACAUUGUUUCUAAUUUGAACUCUGAUGUGACCCUCAAUGAGAUGUUGUUAGAUGUUAGUGUAGCAAAAAUGGAAGGAGGUAUGAAAGCCCCUGUUUCACAUUCAACAACUGUACCAACAUUGACAUCAUCCUCUGGGGAGAAAGCUGGUGUAGAUAGUGGAAGAGCAUACUGGAAAGCACAGGAGGAAGGACAGCUGUCAUAUAGUGCAUGCAACAAACUCUCUAAGUUCGUCAAAGCCACUUGUCGACAAAUGAAACGAAUCAAUUACAUCUUGGACUUCAUCAGAGAAAACAAAAUCAUAGAUGGUAUUUUUCCGAUCGUUAAGAUGAUUCGGGAUAAUGAGCGAAAUGAGAAGUUGGAGUUUAUUGUUGACAAAAAGUCGGUGAUUCGUCUCCUGUCUGUCCUGACCAAGGAACAGAAAGUCAACGUCGUCAACACAGUACUGGUGGACGGCAACAAGGAAAAAAAGAUGCAAAUGUGGAUGAGCAAGGAGGUAGAGCCGACAGACCCACUUGUGACAUCCCUUAUAGAUCAGGCUAACAUGAAGUUUCAGGCUGUCAACAGGGAACAGGUGGCCAAGAAAAAUCCCAAAUCCCGGGACCUCCCAGAGGUACCAGAGACAGCAAAAGAAGGCAUAUAUCAGAUAAUGUCACAUCGCAGCAAGUUGAAAGCUGAGGAUAUGAUUUAUGAUGUGGCCUAUUCGAAGCAUUAUGAUUUCCGGCCUAAGUUCUCUCGAGCUCAGAUUCUCCAUAAUCUGUUGUGGUACCUGGUGUACGACUAUCCCAACACUGCAGCUUGUCCUUCAAACGCUGACCUUGCGAAUGAUCCGGGAGCUACCCCUAUGAAGGCGGAAAUCAGCAAUCCAGACAGCAGUGUAGAGGGAGAGAAA